AUGGCUAUAAUGCGCGGCAACAGCCGCUUCACCAUGGCGGUCCCACCUCCCUCUCCGAUCCCAACCGGCAGAGGCUCCCGCUCUGCGUCCAACGAGAACUUCACCCAAUUCCUCGACAAGUGCCUGCAGAUCCCCGAGCUCAUCGCGUUGCCGCCUUCUGCCUCCGGCACACGUCACGAACUCCCCGCCGACGUCGACUUCCGAUCGCUCUCCGCCGAGUCCGUCGCCCGGCUUCUCGCCUCGGCCAAGCAGUUCGGCGCGUUUCGGAUCAGCAAUCACGGGAUUUCGGCCGAGGAGUUGGGAUCCGUGGUUCGGAAAGCCCAAUCUGUUUCCGGAAAUGGCAGAGUAAUCGGGAAACGCUUCGUUGAACGCAUUGGGAAUCGGGAGGAGAUUAAAUGA
This is a messenger RNA of Pyrus x bretschneideri (Chinese white pear), 399 nucleotides long. RefSeq lists its product as uncharacterized. The record is from RefSeq and is a predicted model, not a curated record. Lineage: Eukaryota; Viridiplantae; Streptophyta; Magnoliopsida; Rosales; Rosaceae. The transcript has a single exon. Bases 1 to 399 code for a protein of 132 amino acids.